This is a messenger RNA of Dermochelys coriacea (leatherback sea turtle), 1134 nucleotides long. Its product is annotated as sperm flagellar protein 2-like. Bases 214 to 1071 code for a protein of 285 amino acids. Gene Ontology annotation, cellular component: sperm midpiece; manchette. Lineage: Eukaryota; Metazoa; Chordata; Testudines; Dermochelyidae. The record is from RefSeq and is a predicted model, not a curated record. The transcript has 8 exons. Gene Ontology annotation, biological process: sperm axoneme assembly.
AAAACUUUCCUGGAGACUAAGACCCAGACAGGUUUUAAGAAGGUGAAACAACUUUGUGGUAAAAUGGAAUUUCAAGAUGUCACUCACUUCUAAAUCAAGAAGAUCAACUGUGUACUCUGGAUAUAAGGUUUAAUAUCAAAUAAAAUAUUUCUUGACAUUCUUCUUGACUUGAUUACUUUGAACCUUGGAACAAACAGCCUUCCUGAUGUAUGGAUGCGCCUUACAGUUUCAGAUUUACAAAAUCUGGCAACUACAUUAACGGUGAACUCAGAACUUAUUGAUUGGCGCAGAUUCUUAUUAACAGCGGCUCAACCAUGGCCAGUUCCCUCUGUGAUACAGCUCCUUAAUACCCUGCACAGCUUUAAGGCUGUUGAUGAAGCUGGAUCAGGCUUUGUUACACAGGAAUACUAUAAUCAGGUUGGUUUAUGGUUUAAAGGCAGUGAAGAUUUUAAAAUGCCAGAAAAUCCUACAGAGCCUUUGCCUUUUAAUAGACAGGAGCAUCUUAUAACGUUUUUCUUUACUUUAUUUGCUGAUGCCAGAAAAGAUCCCUCUCAACUUGACUAUACUAAGAUGCUGCUUUAUUUUGCUUCGCAUCCUGAUGCUGUUGAGGGAGUCUACCGAGCGCUUAGUAUUGCUACUGGAACAUACAUCCAUAGAAGAAAAGAGGUUUCUCCUCCACAUGUGUCUCUUUCCCACACUGACAUGCUGAUAAAGGAGGAACCUUUGGUGGAAAAAGAAAAAAUCUUGUAUUGCACAGAUGAGGGAAGAAUUUCUAUGGCAACUCUACAAAGAGUGUUCCAUCAUGAAGGAAGUAAAACUGGUGACGACCAUAGAUUCAGUGGUCAGCAGAAGGCAGGCAGUAAUAAUAAGUAUUUCAGAAAAAUAUACAAGGAACUGGGCUCUGAGGAUCUGAAACCCAUUCCAAUUACCAUUCUUUUGAAGCAUCCUUUCAUUCAGGACUUGAUUAACAACUACCAGGGGUACAAACUUCCUGAUAUUAAAGUGAUUCUACAAAGAGAUGAACAGACACAAUCAACUGAUGGAGAAAUAUAUAAAGAUGUUAAAAUAUGAAAAAAAAAUUAAGCAGUAAGGGAAGAUUUGUAGGAAUUAGGACUUGUGGUCUACUGAUGUGAG